UUUUGUUCAAUUAUUUGGUGUCAACAACAGUAUUGUGUACAAAGUACUAAAAAAGAACAAGAAGCAUCUAUACAAAUUUUUAAAAGUGCAGGCUUUGUUGCAGCGAGACUACCUAGUGCGGCAAGUUUAUUGUGAGUGGUUUAUGGCUCAGAGCCCGCGCACACAGAGAGCGGUCAGGAGUUCCGAGUUCCGCGUUCGGCGUUCAUUAGAAUGUAUCGAGUCUAUAACAACAACGCACACAGCGGGCAGUCAAACCGCGGCGGUCAAAGCGGAACGUCGCGUUCUAAGAGUUCUUUGCCCGCCGAGACAGGGAACGCCCGAACGCCGCGAUGUCUGAAGUUGGAAACACGGAAAAGUUGAUUGAAUUGGUUAGGGAAAGGAGUUUAUUAUACGAUUUAAGUGAUGUAGACUAUAAAAAAGCCGAAGCUUGGCUUGAAAUUGCCACAGAAAUGGGAUUUGGAGAGAGUAAAAUAUGGAUAGCCAAGUGGAAGAGUCUGAGGGAUAACUACAACAAGUACAAGAAAAAUAAUGAAUCUUCUACAGGCCAGGCUUAUAAAAAGUAUAAGUCUUGGCCAUGGGCUUCGCAAUUGAGGUUUUUAGACGAUUUUAAUUUUAGAAGACAAACAGAAACUAAUAGUCAGCGUACUCCAGCCAACAAUCAUACCACUGUUACAGCCGACACAGAGAACUCUACGAUGAAUGAAACACAAAAUACUACAGAUUCUGAGGUUUCUGUAUAUGCAACUGGACCAAGCAAGCAAAUUCCGAGAAAACGAAUAAAAACGAGCGUAGAUCCCAGUGAUAGUGAUAAAAUACUAGAAUAUUUAAAAAAUAAAAAUGAACAAAAAACCAAAAUGGAUGGAGUCGAUCAUUUUUUUUUAAGUUACGCGCAAACUCUUAAGACAUUCCCACCUAGAAUGCAAAGUAUAGUAAAGCUAGAAAUGGCUUCUCUAUUUUCCCGGUACGAGCUACAAGUGGCAGAAGGGAGUGAUGCAAGUGCACCGUCAUCAGUCAAUCAAAGGUCUUGCAGUUCGACAACAAAUUCAGAGUCGGUUCCAAGUCCCUAUGAUCAGUAUGCCAUUCCUAGGCCUGUUUCUGAACAGUUUCCGGAACCUGCUAAUGCAUCCAAUCAACAAAAUAGGGUGGUGUACGUCCUUUCACCACAAUCAACUCCAGUUUUUCAUACAACUAGUACACCGCAGCCGCCGUUGACUGGAAACCUAACAGAAUAUUACGAAAACAUGCCGUAUUCGUUAGAUGAUUCGAUUAACAAAUGAACCUUUUGUAUAUUUUAGUAAUUACCCAUUUCUAAAUACUAAAAUGUCUUUUCUUAUCCUUAAUAAAUAAAUACAUACCUUAAAAUACAGCCUGCCUUUCUUUUGAUGAAACACAUUUCCUCCAGUUAGUAUUUUGUUUUUCGAUAUCAGGUUUUAUGAUGUUAUACAAUUCAUUAAGAAGAGCAAUAAUUCUUCAUCGGACGAUGAACUUUCUAGUGACAUGGUGCAUGUGCAAAGACCCAAACGGAACUAGAACGCGAGAAUUUGAACGCGGCUUGUGUGUGUUGGAACUCUUGAGCGGUCAACGGUCACUAGAACGCAGAACUCUGACCGCUCUUUGUGUGCGCGGGCUCUCAGUGCCAUGGGAACAGACGCGAUAUAACAUUCGCACAAAAUGUUAUUUGGACGGACGAAUCAACGUUCACUAACAAUGGACUAUGGAAUCCAAAAAAUAUCCAUUAUUGGAGUACGGAAAACCCCCGUCUAAUGAGACAGACAGCUCACCAAUAAAGGUUCUCUGUUAAUGUCUGGGCAGCUAUUCACGGAAAUACAAUAAUUGGUCCGGUAUUUAUUGAUGGUACUUUGAAUACAGUCCAUUUUUUACAAUUGAUAAAUGUCACUUUAUUACAGUAUUACAACAAUCUGCCCGAAAAUGUAAAAAAUGUGACAUGGUUCCAACUCGACGGAGCCCCUGCUCAUUUCGUUGUGGCAGUCCGUGAAAAUUUGACCGAAAUAUUCGGAAAUCGAUGGAUCGGACGAUUCGGUCCUAAGCGAUGGCCACCGAGAUCGCCCGAUUUAACAUGUUUGAACUUCUUUUUAUGGGGAGCUAUCAAAAACGACGUAUAUUCCGCCGAAGUAGAUAAUGUAGAAAUGCUAAAAGAUCGAAUUACUCAGGCAUUUAACACCAUACGGCAACGUGAUCUCUUAAAAUCAACUUGAAUAAAACUAAAUAUAUCCAGUUUAGGAAUUAUAAAACAAAUCCCAUAGAAUUAAAUAUCACAAAAGGCGGAACGACAAUAGAAGAAGUUAGUAAUAUACGUUUCCUGGGUGUUACUAUUGAUACUUUUCUUAACUGGAAAGAGCAUAUUGUUCGAAUUAAUAAUUUGAUUUCUAGCCAAUGUUAUGCUUUGUCAACCUUAUCGGGCACUUGC
Molecule: messenger RNA, 2428 nt
Organism: Cydia pomonella (codling moth)
Lineage: Eukaryota; Metazoa; Arthropoda; Insecta; Lepidoptera; Tortricidae
Exons: 2
Coding region: 330-1277 (315 amino acids)
Biological process (GO): regulation of transcription by RNA polymerase II
Cellular component (GO): transcription regulator complex; nucleus
Source: RefSeq, a predicted model, not a curated record